Cotesia glomerata is the source of this 3408-nucleotide messenger RNA. RefSeq names its product stress response protein NST1-like. The transcript is spliced from 3 exons. Lineage: Eukaryota; Metazoa; Arthropoda; Insecta; Hymenoptera; Braconidae. The annotation marks the transcript as partial. The record is from RefSeq and is a predicted model, not a curated record.
GUCAGAGAGAGAAAAUUAAUGAACGAAGGCGGUUGGCGGUUGAACUUUUUACUACAUUACGUCGUAGUUGUGACUUAUAUAAAAACAGUAUUUCGCGGUUUAUUAAACGCAAUUACGCGGGAAAGUAAUAUUCAGUAAUAAUUACCAUUAAUUUUGAAUCGAGAUUAAUUACAAAGAGACUUCAGAAUUAUUUUGUACUUAAGUGUGUGAAAAAAACUGUUGGAGGAAGUUAAUUUGCCAAAAUGCCUCGACUGAGAUCGAGGCGGACGACAAAAGAAAACAUUGAUGGUCCUGAGGAGACAAAGUCACCGAAAAAUCGCGGUACAGCGGCGUCUAGAGGUGCGGCGAAACAAAAAGGUAAUGAUGAUAAUUUGAUUGCUGUUAAUGCGUUAGCGAUGUUAAAAUCGCCAGUUCUGCGGGACAGAACGAAUUUGAUAACAACACCCACGAAAAAUGAUGUUUUGAAAAAAGGUAUCGCGGACAAGGAAGCUGGUGAUGAGGUGACCACUAAGUCUGAGGUGACAGCUACGAGAACGAGGCAGAAGAAGAUUGAGGAGGCGAAGGAUGUCAAAACUGCGGUUGGAAGAACGAGAACUAGAGGAAAUGAUCAUGAUGAUGUACCAGUUAAAGCAGCUGAGAAUAAAAUUUCUAAAAGUAAAACUAAUGUAAAAAAACUUCCAAUGGAAAAAAGAACGAGGCUGGUUGAGAAAAAAUCAGAAUCUAAAGUUAGUACUCGAGCUAAGAAAGUCGGUGCUGCUAAAGAUAAAUUAAAGCCUUUGGGGAAAGAUUCUGAUGAUGACUCAAAAGAUGUCGAGGAAAAUUUAUCUUCUAAUGAAGCUAAUGGUGAUGAAUUAAAUGAUUCGUUACCUGAAAAUAAUGAAGACGUGCCUAAAGUUGUCAAAAAAAAAUCAGCUGGUAAAAAGAAAGUCAGUGUAGCUUUUAAUAAGCGAUCUUUACGAGCUCGUAAGACUGAGGAAGUAAAUGAACUUAAAGAUGAUGAAGAAAAAUCAGCUGAUGAAGAUGACAAUGAUCAAUUAGAGGAUUCAGCUUUUGAAAUUGCUGAUAAUAAGGCUGAAGAUGUUAAAAAACAAUCUGAUAAUAAAAAGAAGGCCAGUGUAACUUUUAAAACACGAUCUUCACGAGCUCGUAAGACUAAAGAAGUUGAUAAACCAAAAGAUGAUGAAGAAAAAUCAGCUGAUGAAGAUGACAAUGAUCAAUUAGAGGAUUCAGCUUUUGAAAUUGCUGAUAAUAAGGCUGAAGAUGUUAAAAAACAAUCUGAUAAUAAAAAGAAGGCUAGUGUAACUUUUAAAACACGAACUUCACGAGCUCGUAAGACUAAAGAAGUAAAUAAAGCAAAAGAUGAUAAAAAAUCAGCUAGUGAAGCUGAUAAUGAUCAUUCAGAAGAUUCAUCUCCCGAAACUGAUGAACGCGAGUCUCAAGAAUCAGGCAAACCAACAGGAAAGAAAUUUUUCAAAACAAUUGUUCCUACAGCUCAUUAUAAACUCUCUCCUGUAAAGAAAAAGAGGUUAGCUGCAAAGCAAAAAAAUGUCUGGGGUCAAAAAGUUCGUGGAAAAGUUGCUGAUCCAAGAAUGAGUGCUUCUUUUCGUUUAAGACAAACGACUAUCAAAGAAUCGUUGGCUAAUGUUUCAAAAAAGGCUCUGAGAGCUCGGCCUCCGAGGAAAAGCAAUGAAAAUUCGCCUAACAAAAAGAUUGUGAAGAAAAGAGGACCAGUUUAUAAAGAAAUAAUUGACGAUGGUAUUAGUAAAAAAAAUAGCCCAGAUGAAAUUUAUGAAUUUAGUUAUGACUUGAAUGAUUCUAAGGAACGGAAGAUUAUUCGUAAAAGGAAAAUUACUCGCAAAGCUCCGGUCAAACGAAAUAAAGCAUCAGCAAAAACAAAGAAGACUGUUAACAAAAUAGAGGAGCCGCCAGCUGUAACAACAAAAAAAAUUAACACGAAUCAGCCAGUAAUUCCUGCUAGUAUUCCUGAAGAUUCUGCUGAAACUCACCAAAUUAAUAUUACAGUAGCAGCAGAAGUUUAUGAUCCUCCAAGUCCAGGUCCAAGUCCAGAGCCAUUCUUUGGAGAUGAGCCUUUUACAACUGUGGAUGAACAACCGAAAAAAUCACGACCGGUAGUGAUUUCUUGUCAAGAGUUGAGUGCUGAAAAUCGUAUCAAUUGGACAACGACUCCGGUACAGCCGAAGCCAACAGAAAAAGAAUCUUCAGGACCUCGUCAGUACGGUCAGAGACCGUCGAAGCAAAUGAAGACCAUGCUGGACACUUCUCUGAUCAGACGAUCUCUCUCACCGAUCUCAAAGGCGAAUCCUACCCCUUUUAUUGAAGAUGCUGGCAGUCCGUGGCGUCUUGUUCCUAUUAGUUCAUUCUCUCGUGUGAAAAAUGUCUUCCAGAGUACUCCUCAGGGGAAGAAAUUUACUACGCUGUUGGGUAAGGCUUCAGCUGCUGAAAACAAACGCUUAAGCUCGAAUAUGGAUAAAAUUGAAGAAUCUCAUGAUGAAAAUCCAGACACGAAGCAAAAUAACUCAGCGGAAGAUGUGCAAAUUAAUAAUUCUAAAUCACCUAGAAAAUUCGGCACUGAGAUUUCUAAUAUUAAUAAUGUUAAAGGGAUUAAUCAAGCGGGAAUAAGUCCGACAAAGUCUCCCAGGAUGUUUGGAACUGACCUUUCGAAUUCAAAUAACUCGUCACCAGCAAAAAGCCCUCUUAAAAAAUUGAGUAACUCAUUAUCGGCAACGAGUCCGCUUAAGAAAAAAUUGAGUAAUUCUUCAUUGGCAACGAGUCCGCUUAAGAAAAAAUUGAGUAACUCUCCAUUGGCUACAAGUCCACUCAAGAAAAAGCUUUCUAAGUCUUUGGUACUCAGUGAAAACAGAUCAAUCAGUAGAGAGAAAAUAUCUGUUACAAAUACUUCUAUUAUUGAUAGAGAGAUUUCUGUACAGAAAGCUUCGGAUGAUGAAACUUUAGACAAAGAAAAUUCAGCGCCGAAUUUGCAAAGUCCAAGCAAAACUCCGAGAAAAAAUAGGUCGGUUGGCAGCAGUUUUGAAAGUCCAUUUAAAGGUUUUCCUAGUGAGAAACCUGUUGAGGAUUCAAGUCUUGGUAGUCCAUUCAAAGGCUUUCUAAGUGAACCUCCUGCUUCUGUUGUAACUGAAAUAAGACAAGAUUCAAAUCUUAGAAGUCCGUUCAAAGGUUUUCCUAGUAAUAAACCUGUUGAGGAUUCAAGUCUUGGUAGUCCAUUUAAAGGCUUUCCAAGUGAAUCUCCAGCUUCUGCUAUAACUGAAAUAGGACAGGAGCUAUUACCAGAAAUUGAAACUCAACCAGAGACUGAAUCAAGACCAGAGAUUGAAACUCAACCAGUCAUUGAACCUCAACCAAACAUUGAAACUCAUCCAGAGAUUGAAG